CUGGAUGGGGUCUUAAGGGGAAUAACGGCGUUUGGGAUAAAAUGAUCAUUCUCAAAAGCAUGAUUUAUCUCGUACACCUUUGCCUGGUUUCUGCUGAGAUGCGGAGGGCUCGGGUGCCUUCUGGCUGUUUCGUGCCGGGGAGCGUGUGAAAUUAGCUGGUUUAAGUCCGCAGUCGGAGUUUCGAGCCAAAACGAUAGCCUUGACUGAGGAAAUAUGGGGUGUAUAAAAUCAAAAAGGAAAGACAAUCUGCACGAAGAUUUGAAGAAUCAACCAGUACGUAAAACUGAACGAACUAUUUAUGUGAGGGAUCCAACGUCCAAUAAACAGCAAAGGCCAGCAAAUCCAGAAGCACAGCUCUUACCAGGACAGAGGUUUGUCAGUCCAGAUGCAGAGGAGCAGGGAGUCAUUGUGGUAGCUUUGUAUCCCUAUGAAGGCAUUCAUGAAGAGGACUUGUCCUUCAAAAAAGGAGAAAAACUGAAAGUUAUUGAAGAAUCUGGAGAAUGGUGGAGAGCAAAAUCUCUCACCACAAGAAAAGAAGGUUUCAUACCCAGCAACUAUGUAGCAAAAGUAAACACCCUGGAAACAGAAGAAUGGUUCUUCAAAGACAUAACCCGAAAAGAUGCUGAAAGACAACUCCUGGCUCCUGGAAAUGGUCCUGGAGCUUUCCUUAUCAGAGAAAGUGAAACAUUAAAAGGCAGCUAUUCUCUCUCCAUACGAGACUAUGAUCCAGAGCAUGGUGACGUUAUUAAGCACUACAAAAUCAGGAGUCUAGACAAUGGAGGAUUUUACAUCUCUCCAAGAAUAACUUUUCCUAACAUCAAUGAUAUGAUCAAACAUUAUCAAAGGCAAUCAGAUGGCUUAUGCAGAAAGUUGGAAAAAGCAUGUAUUAGUCCCAAACCUCAAAAACCAUGGGAUAAAGAUGCAUGGGAAAUUCCACGGGAAUCGAUUAAAUUAGUGAAGAAACUUGGAGCUGGUCAGUUUGGAGAAGUCUGGAUGGGUUAUUAUCAUAACAGUACCAAAGUGGCUGUGAAGACUCUGAAGCCUGGAACAAUGUCUGUGCAAGCCUUCCUGGAGGAAGCCAACCUCAUGAAAACACUUCAGCAUGAUAAGCUCGUUAGGCUUUAUGCUGUAGUGACCAAAGAAGAGCCUAUUUAUAUAAUAACAGAGUUCAUGGCAAAAGGAAGUUUGCUGGAUUUUCUGAAGAGUGAUGAAGGAAGUAAAUUGUUGCUUCCAAAGCUAAUCGACUUCUCUGCUCAGAUUGCAGAAGGGAUGGCAUACAUAGAAAGAAAGAAUUAUAUCCAUCGAGAUUUGAGAGCAGCAAAUGUUCUGGUUUCAGACCUACUGAUGUGCAAAAUUGCUGAUUUUGGACUAGCAAGAGUGAUUGAAGACAAUGAAUACACAGCAAGGGAAGGUGCAAAAUUCCCUAUUAAAUGGACAGCACCAGAGGCAAUUAACUAUGGAUCUUUCACUAUAAAAUCUGAUGUGUGGUCUUUUGGGAUUCUCCUGUAUGAAAUUGUUACAUAUGGAAAGAUUCCUUAUCCAGGUAUGAGCAAUUCUGAUGUGAUGGUUGCUCUUCAGCGUGGGUACCGAAUGCCACGCAUGGAAACCUGCCCAGCUGAGCUUUAUGAUAUCAUGAAAACAUGCUGGAAAGACAAAGCAGAAGAGAGGCCAACCUUUGAUUACCUACAGAGUGUGCUUGAUGACUUCUACACAGCUACAGAAGGGCAGUAUCAACAGCAGCCAUAGAACAAAGAACACUUUUUCUAUUGCCAUAGAUCACUGGCACAGACUGUCUUUAGAACAGACUGCUCAAACCAGUUACUUCAUGCAUUCAGAUGUCUUAACUGAGUGUGGAAGCUGAAAUGCUGAAGAAUAAUUCUGCAGAGAAAUGUUGUUUUUAUUUAGUUAAAACAGUUCCUCUAAAGCUUCAAGUUCUCCUUAAAGGCUCCGUGUUUUGCAUCUGUAGAAACACCCCAAAGCAAACAGGCUUUUUGGGGUGGGGAGGGAGAAGGAAGGAAAGCAAUCGUGCCCUGGUACAGUUUGACAAGACCUUCUUAGGAUCUAAGUCAUGCCAUAUGUUACUAGGAGACCUUGAUAAAAGGGUUGAGAGGAUGCAUGAACAGCUGUUUUCAAAACAAAAAGUCACAAAGGAGAACUUAAAGAUUUAAGACAUGGUGGCGUUCUUAAAUCAUCCUUUUUGAAAUACAGCAUAUUGCAGAACUUAUUUUUAUAUCCUUGUUAUUUCACAGUAGUAUCAGGCAUACUGUCACCUCUUGUAAGACUUUCUAAACAGUGUCAAGGUUUCUUUUGAGGAAGAGUUAUGUAUGUAAUUCUUUACACUGGAAAAAGUUCUGAUUUUCUGCUGUAAAACCCUAAAUUUAAGAUCAUUUUCAAAGCAUUACGAAGGCAUCAGAUGCAGAAGAUGCAAGAUGAACACACACGACUGCAGACAUGGCAGCACACCUCACUCUGUGUUCAAGCUUCAGCUUCCCACAAGGCCAAAGUCAUCAUGUCAUCAUCUGAAGUCCAUGGAAAAGCACAGGAUUGUGAAGGAAGUUAAAACCUUCAUUGCAGUCACUGAAAAUGUUACCAGCAAAAAUAUUUUAAUCUUCAUUUUUAAUCCUCUGUGGUUAUUCAAGAAUAUUCCUUACAUUUUUGCUGCUUUAAUCAACUAACCUCAAAUCUGUUUGAAAGCUAAAACUAGCUCUAGCACUAUCAAAAACAAUUUGUGAAAACAUACAAUAAGAUAUGAAGUUAUAUUGCAGUGACACUGUCAUUUGUUGCUUAGUAUUACAAAUCUAAUUCUUAAAGUGAAGGCAAGUUGCUGUGCUCUUUACACUGAAUUGUUCCAUCCAGCUCCUUACCCAAACAGAUGAGCUAGUGCUCUUGCAGUGUAACCACAGCACAGCAUAGAUCACUUCUUUUUCAAAGUGACACUGGUUCUUACAAGUGAAACCCAGUACACAUCUUUGCCACCCUUCAGCCCAGUUAUUUAGGCAAAUGGUACUUUGCAGAAGCUUAAAACUUUUCUGAGAAAGCUUCAGUGUGCCUGCAAGUUGAAGCUCAGCAGCAGAAGUAUUCGUGGCUUUUCUUUUCCAGGGGCUUCCUUCAGUCAAACUGUGCAGUUUAAACAGACUGUCAGUUAAAUAUGUAAAUAGUUUCUAUUGUAUGGUGAUUUUUAAUUUUAAUAAACACUUAAUCUGAA
Messenger RNA from Haemorhous mexicanus (house finch), 3205 nucleotides. RefSeq names its product LYN proto-oncogene, Src family tyrosine kinase (gene LYN). The transcript has 13 exons. Gene Ontology annotation, molecular function: signaling receptor binding; non-membrane spanning protein tyrosine kinase activity; ATP binding. Gene Ontology annotation, biological process: cell differentiation; cell surface receptor protein tyrosine kinase signaling pathway; protein phosphorylation. The record is from RefSeq and is a predicted model, not a curated record. Gene Ontology annotation, cellular component: extrinsic component of cytoplasmic side of plasma membrane. Lineage: Eukaryota; Metazoa; Chordata; Aves; Passeriformes; Fringillidae. Bases 214 to 1746 code for a protein of 510 amino acids.